AUGAACGGCACUCGAUCACACCCAAUUCUCAUCAUCGGCGCUGGUAUCUCUGGUAUCACCACAGGGCGGUUGCUUACCAAUGCUGGCAUCCCUAACAUUCCAUUUGCUAUCAGUCUCCGCGAGUGGGGAUACUCGUCCCUCCUCACAGCUCUUGGAGAUCUACCGCUCUGCAGCUUGACUCGCGGUGCGGCUCCAGACAGACUUCUUGGGAAGGUAUUGGUGGCGCCUGAGCUGGAACAGAAACAGUCAAUUCGCUCUUGGAAGCGAUGUCAUGAGGCUGUGAGACGGUCCCAGCAACGGUUCUUCCAGCUUCAUCGGCCCAUGAAAGAUUGGCAAGUAAUUGCAGAAAAGAAGAGAAGGUUAACGGACCAGGUUGUGGCAGGAAAAGCUCUGGGAUAG
Molecule: messenger RNA, 399 nt
Organism: Penicillium coprophilum
Lineage: Eukaryota; Fungi; Ascomycota; Eurotiomycetes; Eurotiales; Aspergillaceae
Product: FAD-dependent monooxygenase nscC
Exons: 4
Coding region: 1-399 (132 amino acids)
Source: RefSeq, a predicted model, not a curated record